Closterium sp. Naga37s-1 is the source of this 2253-nucleotide messenger RNA. The record is from the annotation of a GenBank genome assembly. Lineage: Eukaryota; Viridiplantae; Streptophyta; Zygnematophyceae; Desmidiales; Closteriaceae.
AUGCCAUACUCCCCUGCAAUGAACGGCAUCGCCGGGCGAGCGAACCGCACAAUCACGGAGACGGCGCGCCAGUUGCUCAUUGAAGCCGGGCUACCCGACUAUUUCUGGCCUGAUGCGGUGCGGAGUGCAUGUGUGGCCAAGAACAUAGCUUUGACUCAUGUGGGAGCAGACAAAUGGGUGCCCUAUGUGGAGUGGAUUGGAAGGAAGCCAAAGGUGGAUAUGCUUCGGGAUUGGAAGGCGGAGAAUGAGGCGAAGAUAGGCGUGCGGUUUGGGGAGGUGAAGAGUUCCGGUUUGGAGCAUGUGGAGCUGCCCUUGGAGCUGAGCAGCAGCAGCACCACCACAAGGCAAUCUUCCCUUGUGAAUGGGGGAGAGGAGGCCAAGGAUGCAGAGGAAGAAGAGGAGGAGGUGCAGCAAGUGAGCGAGCGUGCACCGACACUUCCUUCUCGCACUACGAGUGCUCCACGGAUCCGAGUCACUCCGCAGCAACGCCAAGGCCUUCAUGUCCUUGCAGCUGAGGAGGAAGGAAGGGGCAAGAGGAGAAUUCAAGCCCCUAAUAGGCCGACCUAUGAUGCAUUGGGAAAGCCAGCCAAGUCAGCUCUGGCCGGAGUGACACUUAUAGUUGGAGAUGACGAGGAGAGUGACUACGACGAGUGUGCCUUCGCUUUCUUCUCUCCGGUGGAGAUGCCGAGGGAACCAACAACUCUCAAGGAGGCCUUGGAGAGUAGUGAUGCUGAGGAGUGGAAGAAAGCAAUGGAGAGUGAGUUGAAGAGCAUUGAGGAGAACGGCGCGUGGGAAGCGGUAGAGCUACCGAAGGGGCGUAAGGCGAUUACGUCCAAGUGGCUCUUCAAGAUCAAGUCCAACGCCGAUGGCAAAAUCGAGCGCUACAAGUCUAGGCUUGUGGCAAAGGGGUACCAGCAGAAGGAGAAGGUGGACUAUAAGGAGUUGUUUGCUCCUGUGGUGAAGCCGACGACGCUGCGAACCCUACUCGCGGGAGCUGCCAUCAAAGGAUGGGUGGUGAAACAAAUGGAUGUCACAACCGCAUUCCUCAACGGCGUCCUUGAGGAAGAUAUUUUUAUGGCGCAGCCAGAGGGGUUUGAUGAUGGUAGUGGCAGGGUUUUGAGGCUGAAGCAGGCCCCUAGGCAGUGGUACUUGAAGCUGCGAGGAGUUUUGGAGGAGAUCGGCUUCACUCCCUCAACGGCCGAUCACUCAUUGUUCAUGCUUGGCGAGGGGGAGCAGAGGAGCUUCAUGGUUGUGUACGUGGAUGACAUCCUAAUUUUCUCACCCUCCUCUGAUCUUGCGAAGGAAGUGAUGCUGAAGCUUCAAGACAAGUUCAAGUGCAAGGCCCUUGGUGACGUGAGCUUCUACCUUGGGCUCCACAUCGAACGAGAUGUGGAGAAGCGGUGCAUGCGGGUGCAUCAACAGAAGUACCUGGAGGCAUUGGCUGCCAACUUUGGGCAGAGUGAAGGCCAUGUGGCUACACCCUUUCCCUCUGGGUUCAAGUGUGUGAAGAGACCAGAGGAGGAGAGCGUUGGUGAAGAGGAGAGACGCCGUUUUCACUCGUUGGUGGGCAGCCUCAUCUACGCGGCGGUAAACACCCGACGGGACGUCGCCUUUGCAACCGGACAGUUGGCUAGGGUUUUUCAAUGUCCUAAUGAGGAGCAGGUAGCUGCUAGAAUGAGGGUGGCCAAGUAUCUUGGCCAAACAGCGACGGUUGGGCUGCAAUACUCGACGGCGGCGCAAAGGCGCCAAAAGGGCGCGGAUGGUGUUGAACCCGGGCGUUUGUUCCUCACCGCAUUCUCGGAUGCUUCUUAUGCAUCGGAACCAGAGGACAUGACAAGUGUUGGAGGGUUCAUUUGCUAUGUUGGUGGAGGCCCAACUGCUUGGGAGAGCAAGAAGCAGGUGGAUCAAGCAUUGAGCUCGGUGGAGUCCGAGUACAUGGCACUCUUCCGUGCCGUACGGGAGAUUGUGUGGCAGCGGCGUUUGUUGGCUGAAUUGGGGGAGGAGCAGCAAGGACCUACCCCACUCUACUGUGACAGCCAGGGUGCCAUUGCUCUUGCUAAGAACCCAGUGUUGCAUGGCCUCACGAAGCACAUGAGGGUGAAGUGGCAUUGGACGAGGAGCAUGGUGGCCGCGGGUGAAGUUGAGUUGCGCUACGUAAAGACGACGGGGCAGCCAGCUGACAUGAUGACCAAGAGGCUGGUGGAGAAGCAGCAUUGGAAGUGUUGCAAGCUGCCUGGGAUGGCUCUGAACUAA